Molecule: messenger RNA, 1015 nt
Organism: Closterium sp. NIES-67
Lineage: Eukaryota; Viridiplantae; Streptophyta; Zygnematophyceae; Desmidiales; Closteriaceae
Source: the annotation of a GenBank genome assembly
UCUGCACCACACCAGAAACGCCACGCGUUGGUGCUAGUUACAAAUAGUUCUGUUCCGAUUCCAACAUCCAACGUUCGCAGUUCGCGCGCUGACCGUGCAGCUCUCGAUUCUCACAACCAUUCCCCGGAUUCUGUGCGUUUGAGUCUCACCGGCGCGCUCAUGUCGACGGCAGCGCAGCCGCUGCUACCAGCGCAGACAGGCCCGCCCGACCCGGUGGACGACCUCUUCCGCGCGGCGUCCUCCCUCUCCGACGGCUACAGCGCCGUCGCCCCCGCCAGCGCAGUUGCCCCAGCCAGCGCCAUUCCGCCGCAACGGCCGCUAAACACGCUGACAGAGCCGGUAUCGGAGACCCUGUGGAGGGACGUGCAGCGAGUGCAGGCGAAUCUGCGCUGUGUGCUAGUACCGAGCGCGCAGAGCUCUCUCCGAGACUGGGACCUGUGGGGGCCGUUCUUCUUUAUAGUCACGCUCGCCCUGCUGCUCUCCUCCUCUGCCAGCGAGAACAAGGCACAUGUGUUUGCGGUGGUGUUCGGAACAGUGUCAGCAGGAGCCGUUGUGCUCACACUCAAUGUCCAGCUGCUGGGUGGGCGCAUCAUCUUCUUCCAGAGCCUCUCUCUGCUCGGCUACUGCCUUGUGCCUCUCGACCUCGCCGCCCUCCUCUGCCUCUUCACCACCGCCCGCCUCCUCCGCAUGGCGCUCGUUUUAGUCACAUUCGCCUGGAGCUCCUCAGCUGCCUACCCCUUUGUGGCCAAGGCUGUUCCCGAGUCGCGCAGAGUGCUGGCAGUGUACCCUGUCUUCCUGCUCUACACUGCCAUUGGCUUCCUCGUGCUCGCUAAUGACUAGGUAGGUGGACCAUGUGGAUCACGUGGACCAUGUGGACCAUGUGGGCCAUCUUGCAAUCGGAUGCAUGGGAUGGGAUACUCGGCGAUUUGUAAGGUGCCCCUGUAUGAUAGCGAAAUCACCCGUGAUUGGUCCGGUAACACUGAAAGGCGCUGCUUAGUAAAGUUUGUAAUUUGAA